CUCUGCCACAUCGCUUUUCUACAUGACGUGUGGCUGCUAACUGAUUUUUAACCUUCCUUUCUCACCCGUUUUCACACACAUUCAGGGAGGUUUAUCGCGGGGCGGAAGCGGGGCACCAUGCCUGUGGAGAGAACGGAGCACCGCGGAGCCGAGGAGCUCCACAAAUACUAUGAGGUUUAUGAGACCAUCGGCUCAGGAGGCUUUGCCAAAGUCAAGAUGGGUCGACACAUCCUGACUGGAGAGAAGGUUGCCAUUAAAAUCAUGAACAAGAAGGAUCUCGGGGUUGACCUGCCUCGUGUGAAGGUGGAGAUUGAGGCCAUGAAGAACCUGAGUCAUCAGCACGUCUGUCGUCUGUACCAUGUCAUUGAGACCUCCACCCAGAUCUUCAUGGUGCUGGAGUACUGUCAAGGUGGGGAGUUGUUCGACUACAUCAUAGCAAAAGACCGUCUGUCAGAGGAGGAGACCAGGGUUUUCUUCAGACAGAUAGUGUCCGCGUUGGCCUACGUCCACAGCCAGGGAUACGCACACAGGGAUCUCAAACCGGAAAACCUGCUGAUUGACGAAGACUACAACUUGAAGCUUAUAGACUUUGGAUUGUGUGCCAAACCCAAGGGUGGUUUGGGUUAUGAGCUGAUGACGUGUUGUGGAAGCCCCGCGUACGCUGCACCUGAACUCAUCCAGGGAAAAGCCUAUAUUGGCUCAGAGGCCGACGUCUGGAGUAUGGGGGUGCUGCUGUUCGCUCUUCUCUGUGGGCACCUACCCUUUGAUGACGACAACUGCAUGGUCCUCUACAGGAAGAUUACAAGGGGUAAAUAUGAUAACCCUCAGUGGCUGUCCCCGGGUAGUGUUCUCCUCCUCAACCAGAUGAUCCAGGUGGAGCCCAAGCGGCGUCUUAGUGUUCGACAGCUGCUUGACCAUCCAUGGGUGAUAAAAGACUACAACAGCCCCGUGGAGUGGCGUAGCAGGCAGCCGCUCGGCCACAUCGACGAGGACUGCAUCACGGAAAUGGCCGUCAACUUGAAGCGAUCGAGGGGGAGCGCCGCGGCGUUGGUCGAGGAGUGGCAGUAUGACCAGACCACUGCCACCUACCUGCUGCUGCUGUUGAAGAAGCAGAGGGGCAAACCUGUUCGCCUGCGCCCCAAGCCGACCGCAUGCGAGGACUCCUGCUCUCCACUGCACCGGGGACUGCAGACGAGGGAAGCCCUUCACUUCAGCGAGGACGAGGACGCCGUGAUUGUGGGUUCUCUGGACUUCGGAUCGGAGUUCAUCGAUGAUUGCCCGUGGGUCACACGCUGCACACCCAAGGGGGUCCGAGGUCAGCCGGAUGGAGCGGCGAACCACAAAGACGUGAGACCAACAUCUCCAUCAGUGGAGAGAAGGUGCGCCGAUAGCCCCACCCCAGAGAGGGGCCGCACCACAGCACAGCACCACCAGGAGAGGAGGUACAGGGAGCAAGAGCAAGCUGGCGAAAACAAGGAGAACAAGCAAAACAAGGACAAUGUUGCCACCAGCCGGGCGAAAGAUGGCGAGAUAUUCGCAUUGCCUCCUCCUCGCACUCCAGUGUCCAGUAAGAAGACCGGGCGGAUGCACAAGAACGUGUUGACCACGCCCAACCAAAAUGCUCACACCAGUGCCACCAAAACCGCCGCGGUCACACCCAAAGGUGGAGGCAGUGCCUCCAAAGAGCACAGUAAGAAGAGAGUAGUGGAGUUCAAGGAGCUUGCAAACGUUGAAAUACUGGCUUUCAGUCCUGAUCGAAGGUCGAGGUCGUUGGACAUGGCGGUCACAGACGACAGCGGGACGAAGAAGAGGGGGGGAAAGGUGUUCGGUUCUCUGGAGAGAGGCCUGGACAAGAUGAUCACCAUGCUCACCCCCAGCAAGAGGCGAGCCCUGCGCGACGGCCCGCGCAAGAUCAAGGCGCAGUACAACGUUACUCUGACCACUCAGACCAAUCCAGACCAGAUCCUCAACCAGAUCCUCUCCAUCCUGUCGGAGAAAAACAUUGACUUCACACAGAAGGGGUACACCCUAAAGUGUCAGACCUGGGGCGACUUUGGGAAGGUCACCAUGGCAUUUGAGCUGGAGGUGUGCAUGCUGCAGAGGCCGGAGGUCGUCGGGAUCCGGCGCCAGAGGCUGAAGGGAGACGCCUGGGUCUACAAGCACCUGGUGGAGGACAUCCUCGCCUCGACCAGCAUCUAGAUCUUUACACUCUCCUGACAACGGCACUUUCUUUUCCAAGCCGAUGGACGCUGGCCCUUUUGUGUGCGAGAGGAAGUGAUGGCUGAUGACCGUUGGGCGCACAGAUUCACACGGGAUGGCGUUACAUUAAACAUGCGAGCGUUGCAGACAGGAUCCUGUACAGCUUAUCUUGUUUUAUGUCGAGCAUUGCUCUUUUACUUUGUAAUUAUUAAGCUGAAGAAUGUUAUUUUACAGUAAACCUUCUGGCUGCUUAGUACCAUAUUUAUGUCUUGUGUUAUUGUUCUCCCUCUGUAGAUGUAAUUUACUGUCAUUAAUUUACACGUGUUCAAGUCUUCCAUCGUGGCGUUUGCUUUUACACUGCGUUGCACGAAGCGUCUGCUUUUACUUCUCAGUGAUGAUCGUCUAGUUUUUUUGUGUCUGUCCCAUUUCUGUGCACAUAAAAGUUGCAAAAUAAAUGAUUUUGGAUGAACGUAA
Messenger RNA from Pseudoliparis swirei, 2673 nucleotides. RefSeq names its product maternal embryonic leucine zipper kinase (gene melk). The transcript has 18 exons. Gene Ontology annotation, biological process: protein phosphorylation; microtubule cytoskeleton organization; intracellular signal transduction. The record is from RefSeq and is a predicted model, not a curated record. Gene Ontology annotation, cellular component: cytoplasm. Gene Ontology annotation, molecular function: ATP binding; tau-protein kinase activity; protein serine/threonine kinase activity. The coding region runs from base 118 to 2199 and encodes 693 amino acids. Lineage: Eukaryota; Metazoa; Chordata; Actinopteri; Perciformes; Liparidae.